This is a messenger RNA of Cydia fagiglandana, 6765 nucleotides long. RefSeq names its product progestin and adipoQ receptor family member 4. Bases 304 to 1359 code for a protein of 351 amino acids. Gene Ontology annotation, cellular component: membrane. The record is from RefSeq and is a predicted model, not a curated record. Gene Ontology annotation, molecular function: signaling receptor activity. Lineage: Eukaryota; Metazoa; Arthropoda; Insecta; Lepidoptera; Tortricidae. The transcript has 6 exons.
AUGCGCAAAUCUAGGGGGCGCGGGUGAGCGAAGGGGGAAUACGGGGCGGGGGAGGCGGCAGCGCGCAACGAGAGGGUGUGCGGCGGCGCCCGGCCAGUCGCGCUCCCGCGGUCUGCUGCACCAGCCUCCGCGGAGCCGGCGUCACGGCCGCGGUGUCCGGCGAGCGCCGCGCCGAGGCCGAGCGCCCCGACCCGCACCAAGCGCUGCUGUGAUACCUAUUUGUACAAACCGGCGAACGGCCAUGCGGAAACGGACCGCGAUAUUCUUACCCUCCGCGCGUCGCACCGCUCCACGCGCUAGUUUAUGAGAGACAUUGGUCCUGAUACAUGUACAAAAAUGUUCGAUAUGUCAAUUCAAGAAGUGAACGGGAAGGGUCCUAAGAAGAGGAAAAAGUCGUUGGAGCGUAUCUGUGAUAAUGAGGAGCGGCGGGAGCGUUCGGAGCUGAACGCGGGGGACGGUGCGGCGGAUAGCGGGAAGAAUGGUGCCGUGGACGCCAAGCCGGGAGCCCAGAGCGCCAAGGGCGGCCCGGGGCCCGGCGGCGUGGAGCUGCUGCACUGGCGGGACAUGCCGCAGCACCUGCAGUUCAACCCGUACGUGCUGACCGGCUACCGCCCGCUGCAGGGCUGGGCCGGCUGCGUUGGCAGCCUCUUCUACUUUCACAAUGAAACUAUUAAUAUACUCACCCACGGCGUAUCCCUGGUAUACAUCCUGGCGGUGCUGCCGGGGCUGCUGCCGUGGGGCGGCGGCGGCGGCGCCUGGUUCCUGUCGCUGUGCCACCUGCUGGGCGCGCUGGCGCCAUGGUGCGGCUCCUUCCUCUACCACCUCUUCAUGAACCACGCGCGCGGCGAGCAGCUCUACCACCGCCUGCUGCAGCUCGACAUGCUCGGCAUCUGGGUCAGUCAGAGCAUAGGUGCAAUCCCCAUGGUGACGGCGACGGUGCACUGCGCGCCCGCGCCGCUGCGGUACUCGGUGCUGGCAGUCUACAGCCUCGGCAGUCUGCUGGGCCUCUAUAAGGCGAUGCGCGCGUGGUCGCCGUGGGAGCGGCGGUUGUGCUUCGCGGCGCCGUUCUGCAUGCGCGUGCUGCUGGCCGGCGCGCGCGCAGCCCGGCUCGGCGGCGGCUGCCCGCACGCCAUCCUACACGUGUUCCUUCAGGACGCAGUGUCACUCGGCGGCGGCGUGAUCGGCGCCAUGCACAUCCCCGAGAAGUGGUUCCCGGGCGCCGUGGACCGCUGCCUCAACUCGCACAACAUCAUGCAUGUGCUGGUCGUGCUGGCCGUGUACUCCAUGCACCAGGUGACGACGCGCGACCUGGCGUGGAUGUCGCGCGUGGACUGCCGCGCGCCGCUGCGCACGCUCUGACGGCCCGUCUGCGCGCCCGCCCCCUGUGCCCGACACCUCGCCUCUUCACGAUCCGCCUUCUAAGGAACUCCGCUGCAGGCAACGCGACGGCUUGAACGUUCUUACUCAUGGUAGCCGCUGGUCACCGGUUGUGAGCUGUGUUAAAUCCAAUAAGCCGUCAAGUCUUGAUAAAAAGUUCAGCUUAGGUCCAACUCACAACAUUAAGUUAAUUAGGCAAUGAUGCGGAGUUGUAAGAUUUUGCUCCAGUUGACAAUUAUGGUUACCUUAAGAUCUGGAUAAGCUUUAGCUUAUUCGCUGACCGAUGCCGUACGUAUAGGUUCUUAAUUAGUAACAGUAAUAAGACUCAUUUAAUACACGAAAAAGCCCGUGCUUAUAAUACCUAAGCGUUAUUCGGCUCUAUAAAAAGAAUGACGAAAAUUAUAUCUUGUCUAUCACGCGAUCAAUGCCAUAAUCACGCAAGUAAGGCCCAGAACGACAUUUUAGAUGCUAAAUCUGCUUUAAUAUUGGUGCGGUCCAGAUGUGAGAUACAUAUGUAUAUUUGGAUGGAAUCAUGCGUUAUACCUAUUAUAGUUUACAGGAACAUUUCUAUGAGAUAUUGCGUUGCGUGGCUGGUUGAAAUUGCUUAGGAGCUGCAAUGAGGACCAGCUCCGCCGUGCCGUAGAGAACAGGAAAAUGCCCACCUAUAGAAUUAUAUGAAGCUAAGUUACUUCUGCCGUAUGCUACCAGUGACAAUAAUGUGCCACUACAAUUUAUAUAAUAUAAAUUGUGCUGUGUCACGUGGACACGUAAGCAAAGUUAAGCUACGGCCAAGGGGCUGCCUCAUUUGCUCGUCUAUCCAAAGCAAUGUUUGUAGUCAGGAAGGUUAGAAGUAAGCCAGUCUUCGGUAUUUGUGAUAUUUUGUAUCUAGUAAAAAUAAUACUUGUAUGACUUGAAGAAUGACUUACUGAACUUCGGACCUUAUUGACUACAAAUCCACCAUAAGGUAAUCAUAACAGUUACAAUACUGAGGAUAAUAAUUUGUUCAAGUAAUAUAGAUGGCGAUGCCGUCAUGUUAUAAACGAGAAUGUUGUUUUUCCACUUUGUAACAUGUUGAUAGAGUCGCUACAAAAAUAUCUAUCGAACGCUUUCAAUAUUGACUAACUAAGGAAUAGAUAUAAACUAUGCACACUCGUACAGAUCUUUAGAUCUUCACUUGUUCAUAUCUGAGAGCAUAUAAGUAACUUGGUGUAGAUAUUUUUGCAGCUCUUUGUCAAAUCUGUGACACCCAAAUAUCUUUGAGGAGUGGCUAACUAAGUUAAAGUUUAUGUUUAUUCCUAGUUAUAAAUCAUUUAAUACAUAAUGUUUAUUUUUUUUCACUGAAUACGUACUUUUAAAACAUAUCUGAAGUCUAUGUACAAAAAUUCCUUGCCGUCAUAUUGUUAAAAGUACAUGAAGAUAAUAAUUAUAAAUUAUAAUGCAAAAUCGCUGAUAGGGGUCGCCUUAGGUUGUAUAGCUUUAGUGAAGUAUGUUCACUCGUACCAUACCGUAUUCUCCUGGGAUGGACAUAUCCGCCUAAUAAUGUUGCCGACGUGUAGUUUGUUGUUAAUGUCUAUUUGGUUGAUUUGGAACGAAGGCAAAUAUCGCAACUGACCAAAAUAAGCUCGUCCUUGUCGAGGCAGGAGACGGUAUGGACGGUGUCCCGCUUUAGUGCUCCUUCCUCGCUCGAUACUAUACAACUAACAAGCUAUUAGAACACCUCCACUUCUUGACGCCUUUGGAAUUGGUAACGAAAUGUGCAUUACGAGUAUCAAGAUUGUUCAAAUCAUUCCAAACACGAGAAAUUCGUAUGAAUGAGAGCAAUCUGUGACUUAAAAAAGUUAUAAAUAUAUUUUGUAGUAGACAAUAUCACGGCCUACGAAUUCGGAUUUAGAAUAGAUUGCAAUGUUGAUAGUUAGUUGGUUUCAAUUGAUUUGUCGAAGGCACCUUCCUGUAAGAACCUGUGCCGAAGCCACUUUUAACAAUAACUAGAUCUUUAAAAAUAGGUAGAUAGCGUUUCCUCGUACUUAAUACAUAGCUAAUUAGAAGUAAGUUUGAGACUUAACGACUUUUUUCUGUAAUUUGUAGUCGCAGAGGUAAACGUGGCGGGUGAGGACCCGUCCGCGAACGGAACUUCAUCAAGGGUAGAAACGUUCAUUAUCAAUACGGGUAUCACCGCACUUGUAGACGCCGGAAAGAAAUGAGCAAAUGUCUAAACUUAAUACCGGCUGAUAAGGUUGGGUCGUCCGGAACGACAAGAAUGACGUUUUUAUUGGUCUUUUAACAGGUCAUAUCCUAACGCUUUAACCCUUUGACCGCCGAAGACGUUAACAGACGUGCACGUAAUAUCAACCUUUUUAGCUUUCCGAUAAGGUUUACAAUGGCUCGUUGUAUAUUACAGGGUGUUUGGUACUAGACGAGGCGUUCGAUGGCUUAAUUUUUUUUCUGUCCGAUGACGAUUAAGGGUCAGCCAAACCGUCUGUCACCGUUAAAGCGUUUGCAAAAUUUAUUUGUAUGGGAAAUUCCAUACUUCCCUGCUGUUUGACGUUAAUCAGUUUGUUAAAUGUGGUUGGUGCAACUGGGCCUUAGUCUACAUAUACGGUGAAACCCUAAAUUGGCAGACCACGAAGUCAACAGAUAAUGUAAUACUUAGGUAUAUGAGAUUCCACUUAAUAACCCUCAAGUUACACAUACAUAUUAAUGAUUUUCAUCACACUUGCGAGGAAAUUAUCUACGUCUUUAUGUCAUAAACGUUGCAACCAAUUGACAGUUAGUGGUCCCGCUUAACGUGAUUUAUAAUGCGAGGCAAGUAAAGAAAAGGACUAUUUGGUGUACAUACACGACAAAGAUAUUACCUAUAGGUAAGUAGUGUAUAAAAUAUGGUUUAAGUAAUAUAAAAAGACAGCUAAUAAACGUUUUACUUUUACCUAGUUAUGUCCAUAAACAAAUGGUUAUAAGACUUAUACUUAAGACGACUUGUAAGUGACAAAAUUGUAAAGGAAAAGUCGAUCGAUUACUCCCAUGGGAGUUAUGUUAUAUCAGCUAUAACUGUCGGCACAAAUGCGUGCGACAACACCUUACUAGCAGCAAGUGUGAUGAAAACAAAAUUAUCAAAGUUGUUGCUUUAAGAAGUGUUCAAGUGCCGAUCAGUUGAAUCCGUUCAUAGCUCAUUCUGUAACAUCCCACACCAACUUCAUACACGUAAUAAAGCGGGUUUUUAAUAAAAAAAUUGUGCAGAUACGAUUGCUGCUAAUGAUAUGCAUAGUAUUUAAGAAUUACUACAAUGAAUUCAUACAUUUUUAUUCACUCAAUCUGUCCUUUCUAGAAAAUAGCUUUAGACUACCUUUUUCAAGGUGCCAGAGGUACCAGUGAUCUUACUAUUCCUCCACAUUCGUAUGUUUUCAUCGUGAGAAAAUCAGUACGAAAAUUUAUACUUGGUACUCCAUGACAUUGACAAGUCAUUUAAUAAGGUUGUUUCGGGGAACUUGGGAGACUCCGUUGCUAGUAACUUUGGUUUCGCCUGCCGAGUAAUCGUAAUUAUGAGUAGCUGUUAUAAUGCUGCUAUACAUAAUGUAUAUAAAACAAAUACAUAUUGGGCAUUCAAAAUAACCAGAUAAUUAUGACUAAUUUUUCUGCGAAUUUCACCUUGAUUAUAUCGGUUCCAAGGUGAUCGACGAGCUUUCUGGGUCGGUGGCGUCCGGCAACACGGACAUCGUGAGGUGUAAAUAUGUAAAUAGCUAUCUACCACAAGUUGAUCAUGAUAAAUAUGCCAUGCCCUCAUAUAUUUAGAAGGCUCACCGCACACAUGGUUAUACAGCCAAGUAAUAACACCUACCGAUCUAGCAUGAGAUGAGUUCUCGACUUCUCGCGCGCGACUCCAUCCAUACAUCUAGCGCGACUUCAAGUAUGGACUCGCACGCGAGAAUGCAACUCAUGCAAGACCGCCACUGGUACAUUGUACAUCCGAGGAAAAAUAUGAAAAUGUUCGAGCUAAUAAGCGUGUUUGAGCCAGGGCUUAUAGGCCAGUUUUUCCUCCGACCUAGAUUGUCCAUUAUUGAAUGAUUUCAACUUACACGGCAGGUGGAACAGAGCCUUAUUACAACAUUGUUAUAACCUAAUUCUUUGAGUGACCAAUGAGCGGUAUAUUUUUGUAUUUUCGGUGUUGUUUGCUUCGCAGCUUGUUUGCGAGUGAGCAUCGCGGGUGGACUAGAUUACCUUCGCUAGUUUAAUAGUCUUAAUCCAAUAAACUAGUCGUAACUUACAGUAGUACGAGUAGAUAGGUAGAUUACAAGCAAUAAAUAAUAGACAAAAAUUAUUGUUGGAAAUUUGACAAAAGUAGCAGAGAAACAUUAAAUAAUGAAGGUAUACUUUACACAGCAAUUGUUGAAAUUUUUUACCGCGUCUUUUGAUAGCAAUUCUACUUUUGUCAAAGUUCUGUUGUUUUGAUUAUUAAUUUAACAUGAAGGUAGUAGUGUUACAUAAAUCGAAAAGUGUACUUGAGGUUUUUUACUAGAUGUUAGAACGAACGCACCUCUGUUGUGCCGUCGCCGGCGUCUACAUAUAAUUAUUACUUAUUUAUAACAUCACUCAUAUUUUUGGAAAGUGAUAUUCCGACAACGUGUUUACAAUAGAAUAUCAUUUAUUUUUCUGUAAAAUUACUUACCUCCUCUACUCAGAUGUUGACCUCGUACCUACCUACUUAUUUUUGAUCAUUGAAAGUUAUUGGACUAAUCUUUGAAUAGUACUUUUAGGGCUGUUAUUUAAGUUGUUGAUAUUGUGAAUUUAACAAUCUUCUUGCCUAAAUAUCAAUUAUUUACACGAUUAUUAUAUCAUUAACUUAAUCCACGUUUUUAUAAGUAGGUGACUUGUAGAAACCAAUAAAAUUGUUUGAAAUGAGGUAAUUAUAGCGUACGUUGACGACAAGCCCACCCUGCUCGCCCUGCCGGCCUAGCCAAGGUGACAAUCGCUAUCGCUUCGACAACGAAACGCUUUGUGUCUCUCUAUCACUCUUCCUUAUAAGUGCGACAGUGACAGUUGCGUUUUGAUCGCUACGGAGCGUUAGCGAUUGGCAGGUUGGCUACGCGUGCUGGACUCCCUGGACCUGGUUAUGGUUUCCUUAGAUGUUCGGAGAAUGAUAUUUUGAAUAGGUUACGUUAAAUAGUGAAUGUAGAAGUGAUAUUCAAGAGCAAUAUAACAGUAUUUAGUGUAUUAAAUAUACCUCUCAUUUUACAUGUUUAGUUUAUUUGGCAUACUUAAUGGUUUGUAUCUAACUUAAUAACGCAAAUCCGUCUUGGAUAUAUUUUACCUAGUUGUAAAGACCUAUGAUCAAAUUCUCAAAUUGUAGCCAUUGACGAGAAGGUAACCCUAUUAAUUAAAUUUUAUUUGACUCAA